This is a messenger RNA of Nasonia vitripennis (jewel wasp), 2822 nucleotides long. Its product is annotated as synaptic vesicle 2-related protein. The transcript is spliced from 7 exons. Gene Ontology annotation, molecular function: transmembrane transporter activity. Gene Ontology annotation, cellular component: membrane. NCBI's taxonomy places the organism in Eukaryota, Metazoa, Arthropoda, Insecta, Hymenoptera, Pteromalidae. The record is from RefSeq and is a predicted model, not a curated record. Bases 726 to 2264 code for a protein of 512 amino acids. Gene Ontology annotation, biological process: transmembrane transport.
UUCAGUUCGUCUCUCUCUCUCUCGGUGUGUUUACGUUGUGUAUGUGUGCGCUGCCACUCGCUGCUGCUCCGCUAGUCCGCUAUCUUAUUCCUUUUUUCUCUCUCGGGGCGUCGACGUUACUGGCCUCUGGUGGGUCAAGUGAACUGUAUGUUGUGGCGCGGGUGCAGCCCGCUAUAUAUAUACCUAUACUGCGGAAUUCGCCGCAGCCGUGUUUUGUUGAUGGCCGACGACACGUCGACUGUAUAGCCGCAACUACAGUGUAUUAAGUAUAUAGGCAGUGCGUGCGGAGAGUGGCGUUUUAAUAUAUUCGUCACGCACGUGCCGCGAGAAAGCGCGCGGAGAAUGGAGUCACGGCUGCAUUCCUCAAAUUCGCGAUCUUAUAUCUGAUCUGCAGACGGAAACGAGCUGCUGCUGAUCAAUCGUUGCGCAUUUCAUGGCUCUCGGGAUGUCUUGAGAACGCGCGCGACCAUGUAAAUAUUGUGAGGAUAUCGCUGAGAAAAAGGGUGUUUGUUUUGGAAGAGUUUUUCUGGAAAUUGGAGCACUUAUUCACCUCUAUGCGAAUGAAUGACUCAGUUGGAGAGCAUGAUACCUCCAUGAUGGAGUAAUGUUUAUUUUGGUCAGAAAUGAACGCUGUGGAAAUCUGUGGUGCUACACUGCGAAGAAGUGUGUCAGUAUUAUGAAUGACCAAUGAACUUUUUAGAGUAACUGUAUAGUAACCUGGAAAUAUGACUAACACAAGAGGGCAAAAAUCCUCCGAGCCCUAUCAGGAGCUGGACGAAGUUCAAGGUGCUGAGCUCAAUCAUGCUAUCAACACGGCGGUUCGAAAUAACAUGCCCAGUGACAUUGGCCUUGAUAGGUCAAUGGAGCUCACCUCCGUGGCUGUUGUUCCAGAUGACACAUUCACUGUGGGACAAGCCAUAAAUAUGCUAGGCUUUGGAAGGUUUCAAGUUAAACUAUCUUUAUUUACUGGACUUUGCUGGAUGGCAGACAGCAUGGAAAUGACAAUACUCAGUAUUCUUAGUCCAACAUUACACUGUGAUUGGGGAAUAUCUAGGUAUCAACAAGCACUUACCACAACAGUGGUAUUUCUGGGAAUGAUGCUCAGUUCAACAUUUUGGAGCAACCUGAGUGACCGCUAUGGUAGAAAGCAAGCUCUGACUUUAUGUGGAGUUUUGUUAUUUUACUAUGGAUUUCUAAGUUCUUUUGCACCCAACUUUCUCUGGAUCCUGUUGCUACGUGGACUUGUGGGUUUUGCCAUUGGCUGUGUUCCUCAAUCAGUAACUUUGUAUGCUGAGUUUCUGCCUGCAGAACAACGGGCGAAAUGCGUGAUUCUUUUGGACUGUUUUUGGGCUCUUGGUGCUUGCUUCGAGGUUGCUUUGGCAUUGGUUGUAAUGCCGAAUCUCGGAUGGCGGUGGCUCUUAGCGCUUUCGACGAUACCUCUGUUUUUAUUCUCCGUGAUUACGCCGUGGUUACCAGAGUCGGCUUCGUUUGAUAUGAUGAGAGGACGCACUGACAAAGCGAUGUCAACUUUGGAAAGAAUAGCGCGUGAAAAUGGGAAACCCAUGCCUCUAGGACGUUUGGUUCUUGAUCGGGUUUACCCGACAAGCAAAGGAAAACUCAUUGAUCUUUUAAGCAAAGACAUGUACAAAACGUCAGUUUUACUUUGGCUCGUGUGGAUGGCUAGCGCAUUUUGUUACUAUGGUGUGGUGUUAAUGACGACGGAGCUUUUCGACACGUCCGCCGACCAAUGUGGUGAACAGGCUGAGGAGCGCAUCCAAGAACGUCAAUGCCUCAUAAACUGUCAAUUGAGUCGAAGCGACUACAUGGAUCUGUUAUGGACGACUCUCGCCGAAUUUCCCGGCAUUUUUUCUACGAUCUACGUGAUCGAGAAGGUCGGUCGAAAACGGACCAUGGCCUUCCAACUGGUAAUGUUUGCUUGCGUCAUCCUAUUUCUCGGACAGGCAUGUCGUCUGAGUCGAUUCAUCCUAACCGUUGGGUUGUUUCUCGCGCGAGGCCUCAUUGCUGGAGUCUUCCAGGCGGCUUACGUCUACACGCCUGAGCUUUACCCUACGUACCUGAGGAGCACUGGAGUCAGCGCGUGCAGUGCUAUGGCCAGACUCGGGGCUAUGAUCACUCCAUACAUCGCGCAGAUUUUAUUAAGGUGGUCCGUACCCACGGCUAUGGGUACAUACGCCAUCACGGCUUUAUGCGCAGCCUUUGCUAUUAUCGCACUACCCGCGGAAAUCAGAAAACCUCGAGCGUAAGAGCGUUUUCUGGCGCGAGAAGUGAGAAGAAAUUUAACGACGAUUUCGAUUUUUAUCAGUAACUAAAUUCGUUUCUAAUUGGCUUUAUAUAAUUCGUUAUCUUUUUACUAAAAGCAUGAUCUGAGAUUAACUUAUUUUUAACAGAGGCUGUAUACUGAUAAUCAAAUAACGGUGACGUUUAUACGUAGACCUUUGAAGCCUUAGAAAGUUCAUAGUAUAGGAACUUCGAUAUGCCCAUUUAAUUGCUCUGUCCUAUUACUUAACGUUAAGUUACUUAUUGGCAUUACAAUCGAGUGCAAUUCGUCAAAUCAACGCAUUUAUAUUUAACUAAAACGCAGUGUUCAAAGCGUGUCUUCCUGCACGUUAUCGAGGUUUUUUCAUAAAAGCAUUUUUAUAUAACUGUUAGCAAUUGUAAAAUUGUACAUACAAUGAUUAUUUUUAUAGCUCCAGGUAAGAUUGCUACUUUUUUAAGACACAAACAUUGUUUAUUGACAUACGUAGUUUUACAUAUACAUAACGAAUUAAAAAUAAAUUGUGAAGCAACUUCACAAUAACAGA